UCACAAUGUGGCGCGAAGACGCGUAUGGACGCCGGAGUGCGCGCGCAUUCAAGAAUACACUCUACGAAGAAGCGCAUCGCCUGGCGUUCCAGCGGUGAACUUACUUUUGAUGGCACUUGUGCGGGCUGUCUUCGUUGAGCUCAACGCUUUUCAGACGCGCGCAUAAAAAGAAAGACGUUUCGAUCGAGCGACUGCGCUUUCUAAUCAAAUGGCUUCCGACGAGGACGUGUCAGGCGACUGCCUGCAGCCGGUAGUCACUCCCAUCAAGAUUGACUGGCUAGACCUUUCGUCGUUCGGCUACCCCGACUCGCUCGGCCUUAGCGCCCUUCCCGGCUGCAGAUUCAAGGAGACGUGGAGGGACGUCGUGCGCGACGUCGAGUACCUCAAGCUGGAGGACGUCAGCGACGUGUUCGUGCUGUGCACGCGCGGGGAACUGUCGCUUUACAGGGUCCCGACUCUGCUCGCCGAGUACGAGAGCCACGGAAUGACCGUGCACCACUUCCCCGUGCUGGAUGGCACGGCGCCCGCCAUCGGCCAAAUGCUGGACAUUCUGCGCGAAAUCGGUGAAGCCGUUCAGCAAGGCAAACGAGCGCUCGUUCACUGCUUCGGGGGCCUUGGCCGCACGGGCGUCGUCGCCGCCUGCCUUCUGCUCAACUUGGACGACAGCAUGACGCCCGAGCGCGCUGUUCGCAAAGUACAGGAACUGCGGGGCACGCGCGCCAUACAGACAGUGAAGCAGUACAAUUUUAUACACGACUUCAGGCAGGUUCGGGACGAGUACCUGAAAACGACUGGCGGCAACACAAGUACAUAGACUCGUGCCGAACGCUGCCUUCUUAGCAGAAAUGGCCUUGCCACCGUCUACGUCGUGCUCAACUUUGGGAAGUACAAAAUGGGGGGCCCGGGUAAGCCGCUCAGAAAGCGCAAGAGCUGGAACGUGAUACUCGAGCCACGCAAACGGUGGAGGUUUAAAACCUUAUUCCUGGUGUUAUGAGUGCUUGAAACAAGUGUUUUAAAAGCGACAAGUUAAUAAAAUUUCUCCUGUUUCGCUAGCA
Molecule: messenger RNA, 1055 nt
Organism: Dermacentor albipictus
Lineage: Eukaryota; Metazoa; Arthropoda; Arachnida; Ixodida; Ixodidae
Product: cyclin-dependent kinase inhibitor 3-like
Biological process (GO): dephosphorylation
Molecular function (GO): protein tyrosine phosphatase activity
Source: RefSeq, a predicted model, not a curated record